This is a messenger RNA of Polyodon spathula (Mississippi paddlefish), 1228 nucleotides long. Its product is annotated as transcriptional and immune response regulator-like. Bases 145 to 447 code for a protein of 100 amino acids. The record is from RefSeq and is a predicted model, not a curated record. NCBI's taxonomy places the organism in Eukaryota, Metazoa, Chordata, Actinopteri, Acipenseriformes, Polyodontidae. Gene Ontology annotation, biological process: endothelial cell activation involved in immune response; negative regulation of Notch signaling pathway. Gene Ontology annotation, molecular function: Notch binding. Gene Ontology annotation, cellular component: cytosol; nucleus. The transcript has a single exon.
UGUAUAAACCGUGCCCGAACUAGGUCCUUUAAAUAGCAGCUACUGACAGAGACCAAUGCAUUACAGCUGUUGCCCGUCUUAUUCGCUCAACGCCUGAGCAAGACUGUAAAGAAUCUGAAGAAAGAAACGAAGGAAACACACACGAUGUCUUAUGGAAGUACAGACUCGCUCAUGGUCAGCCCCUCUGCCCACGGCACCAAUAAGUUCGACACGGCCCACCGCAAGAAAGCCGUGGCUAACAUCUUCGAAAACGUCAAAGAAGAUUCGGUUCUGAAGCUGUUUCAGAAAACCGGGGACAGCAAAGCGCAGGAGAGAGCCAAGAUCAUCUUCUCCCUGGACCAAGAGCCCGAGGAGAUUGCGAGGGGCUUGGUGGCACUGAAACAGAGGAAAAAAAACAAGAUGCUGCGGAUUGCAAACUUUAUCCGCGCUUCGAUGAAACUUCUUUGAGCGACACAUACAAAUAAGCCGGUUGACGACUUGGCUAGCUAUUAUGACUACUGUAAAACAACUAAUGACAAGGACUGAAGCAGGACACGGCGGAGAGCCAAGCCACGCUGCACAGUCAAGCGACACGCACUGUGAGAUGAACAGAGAGAUGGCGAUUAAAUGAAGACACAGAAUACAAGAUAACGACACGGCACCCCUUUUGUGCACGGUAAAGGAGCGUGGAAAAUUAUGAAGAAACAAAAACAAAAACACGCACAGGAUUUGAGAACACCGGGGACAGUGUGAAAUGCGCGACUGUGCAAAAAACAAAACCACAACAACAACAACAAAAAAAUAUAUAACUACGCAUGUUUUAAUACGGGUCUUUUGUUUCCAAGCAAAACUAGAAAACGAGACUUUGUAUUGGCCUGCUGCAAUGGUGGUUAAUUGAUUUGACUUUUAUGCAUUUGUUAAAAUGCGUCAACGUCGCGACUUACAGGUGCUGCAAUUUCAGGAGGAGAUGCAACAGGUUUGCAAGACCUGUAUGCGACAAAAACGUUGGACACUUAAAAACUAAACCGAGGAACGUGUUGCAUUGGGUGUGACUGAAUUAUUACCUUGUGGCAAUAAAUGUGAUAACUACAAUAACCACGUUUAUAGUAUUUGUGUUAUUAAUAGUGGUUGUUUAUUUUGCCACCCAUUUUUUUUGUGAUAAAAAAUAUAUACAUGACACGAGAUGUUGUGACUGUCUUACUGAGGGUGUCAUGUAACCAGCACAAUAAAUUAUUUUUAUUCUAUGAAA